Molecule: messenger RNA, 414 nt
Organism: Lampris incognitus (smalleye Pacific opah)
Lineage: Eukaryota; Metazoa; Chordata; Actinopteri; Lampriformes; Lampridae
Gene: cfap144
Product: cilia and flagella associated protein 144
Exons: 4
Coding region: 1-363 (120 amino acids)
Cellular component (GO): ciliary base
Source: RefSeq, a predicted model, not a curated record
AUGGCAGGCGCCAAACCAGAAAAACCUCCCUUGGACAUCGUACACCAAGACGCAAUUCUGGCCGAAACUAUCCGGAAAGAGCAGAGAAGGCAGAAACUCUACACCGAGUUCAGCAUUAAUCCGUACAAGAAACUGCCAGUCAUUGCAGACAAGCCCAUGACCAGAAACACACAAGAGAUAGUCAAAGAAGACUCUGCCUUCAUUAAAUCUAUACAUAUGGCUCACCUGGAACCCACCAAGAAAUACAACCAUCCACAGACCGAGAGUCAGGAGAUCGGCUGGAUAUCCACACCACUGAUUAUAUCAGAUCGCAGUGACAGAAGACUCAACUUCUCCAGACGGAGCUCAGACAUCACCAAAUAGAUGGAUGCAGCUUGGCUCCUCAAAGAACAAACUCAGAAUCUCAGUUAAAAC